Messenger RNA from Hordeum vulgare subsp. vulgare (domesticated barley), 862 nucleotides. Its product is annotated as replication protein A 32 kDa subunit B-like. Gene Ontology annotation, biological process: DNA replication; double-strand break repair via homologous recombination; nucleotide-excision repair. The transcript has 9 exons. The coding region runs from base 23 to 805 and encodes 260 amino acids. Lineage: Eukaryota; Viridiplantae; Streptophyta; Magnoliopsida; Poales; Poaceae. Gene Ontology annotation, cellular component: site of double-strand break; DNA replication factor A complex; chromosome, telomeric region. The record is from RefSeq and is a predicted model, not a curated record.
CCUCCAUAUCUUUAGCUACGACAUGUCAAACCGAGCGAACUCUAGCUCCGAGAUGUUCUCAGGGGAAGCAAUGAUGAUGCCGCUGCCGAAUCCAUCCAGUACAUCAUCCUUCACUACUACUGCAUCAUCUCUCAGGCCGUUAACUAUUAAGAUGCUGAUGGAUUCUUUCAAUGAAGACACCGAACGCCAUCCAUUGAUUAUUGACGGCAUGCCGGUGUCAACGAUCGAUCUUACAGGCAUGGUUAGGAAUAAAUGUCUGAGCAUGGAUCACUGCACAUUUGACCUGUAUGACGGCACAGGGUUCGUAAAUGUACACUACUGGUUUGAUUGCCCUUGGGACUCCAUGGAUGCUUGGUCAUUCAACAAUUGGGUUUAUGUACGUGUCGUCGGGAGGGCUACUAGCUUGGACACUUUUUUCCAAAUCAAAGACUACAUGGUCAGGCCAGUAAAAAACUUCAACGACAUAACCCAUCACUUUCUCUACUGCAUCAAGGCUCAUAUUGACAUUUCUAGUCAGAGCAUGUUACAGAAAAAACUUGAUGCUGUUACGUCGGCAUCGAUCGUCAUGCCAAUAAGCCAUAUCACUCCAAGUCAGAUUCCAAAUGAAUGUAGUAUCAAGGAGAAGAUAUUCUCCAUUUUGCGCGACCCAGCCUACCGUGAUAUAGAACAUGGGGUGAGCCUAAAGUUACUUCGCAGUGCGGUUGGCGCAAGUCAAGACGAUAUCAUGAAGGUGAUAGGAGAGCAACUCCGGCUCGGUGAGAUGUACACUACCAUUGAUGAACGACAUUUCAAGUCUUCGAACUAAUGAUCUUCUGGCUGAUCUUACCUUAUUAGUCUGUGUUGAGCAUUAUGUUUAUGUCGG